UCUCCAUGAAGACUUAAAAGGGGCCACGGAAGACUUUGAGAAAUCAAGUCACAUGCGCUACACAUAGUACGUAAUCUAAAACGCCAAAAUCCACCAUGGCAAGCAAUUUUGUGAACACGAAGCAGCUGGCCAGCGACAUGAAAGAGGAAAUCGAGAGAUGCGAAAAGGGGUUACGAAGCGAUGCCGGCAGUAGCAGUUGUUGCAUCUACAGAGUGCCAUCAAAGUUUGUGGACAACAAUGGCCACUGGUACACCGCCAGGACCGUCUCCAUCGGGCCGUACUACUACUACAGCGAAGGCCUUGACCGUGACUACAAGUAUCAGUGCCUCGGCUCCUUUCUGUCCAGAACCCGAAAGAAAGGUAUAGGCUUGGAGGACUGCAUGAAAAAGUUACUCCCGCUUGAAAGAGAAACCAGACAGUGUUAUUCUGCAGAGAUUCAACAGAGCGAUCUCAGCUCGAAUGACUACCUCGAAAUGAUGGUUCUUGAUGGUUGUUUUAUAUUAGAAUUGUUUUACAAGUUUCAUGAUCCGGAAGUGGUCAAGAGUGACGAACCUCUAGCACACCUUCUGUGGAGAUUACCGUAUUUCUACGUGGACUUGCUCCUCCUUCAGAAUCAAAUCCCUUUUUUUGUUCUGCAAAAGUUAUUUGAUAUUUCCAUGAUUCCUGACGAGGAGCACGGUCCGUCCUUGUCCUUGCCCUUGCUUGCUUUGCGAUUCUUUAACAACGUUUUGAGAAGACCCGACGAAGCCAUAGAGAGGUACGACAAUCCCGAAAAUCGGCCCUUGCAUUUGCUGGACUUGGUUCGAUCGAGUUUAAUCCCAAAUGAUCCAACGGCGUCACUGAACGACGAAGACACACAUAUCCAAUAUUCUAAAUGUUGCCGUUACGAGAUUAUAGUCCGUAUGAUUGAACCCCGACUACAAGACACACAUAUCCAAUCUAUUCCCUGCAUCUCGAAUCUCCGCAGUUCAGGGAUCAGGGUCCGACCGGUCAAGGCGGACAGCUUCUUGGCAGUAAAAUUCAAGGACGGCUUGAUUGAGAUGCCCAGCAUAACCAUCAACGACUUCAUGAGAUAUCUGUUGCUCAACUGUGUGGCGUUCGAGCAGUGCUACAAGAGCUGCACCAAGUACGUCACGGCGUACGCCACUCUCUUAGACUGCCUUGUCAACACCUCCGCUGAUGUCCAAUACCUUCGCGAGCACAUAGUUAUUGACAAUUACCUAGCCGACGACCACGAAGUUGCACUCUUCAUCAACGGUCUGGGCAAGGACGUGACCGUCGAUAUCCGCCACUGUUAUUUGUCCAAGUUGUUCAAUGAUGUGGACAAGUAUUAUCGGAAGAACAGCCAUGUAUAUUUUGCGAGCUUCAGACGAACAUAUUUUAACACGCCGUGGUCCUUCAUCUCGGCGUCGGCUGCCUUUGUGCUCUUACUGCUUACGGUUGUGCAGACCAUCUUCUCCAUCAUCACCUAUGUGCAUCCCAACAAUUAGAACUUCUACUCCAUUAAUUCCCCACUCCACACAAUGGGGAUUAUUUUAAGAGGAGCAUGGAUUUCUGAUCAAAAGCAUGGGACUGGCAUAUUCCAUAUUCUAAGCCAUCUACCUUGUAUUCCACACCUGAUCGAUAUUAUUAACUAAACCUCACC
Molecule: messenger RNA, 1645 nt
Organism: Corylus avellana
Lineage: Eukaryota; Viridiplantae; Streptophyta; Magnoliopsida; Fagales; Betulaceae
Product: UPF0481 protein At3g47200-like
Source: RefSeq, a predicted model, not a curated record